AUGGGUGAAAAGAGCACAUUGUGGAACUUUGAGGGUGAUGAGCACCUGAACAAAGCAUCUGCUUGCACUAUUAGAAGCUUUCUCACUACCGUUAAAGAAAAUCUGAAUCAGAACGACGAUAGGCCUGUUAUUCCUCUCGGCCAUGGCGAUCCAAGUGGAUUCCCGAGUUUUCGGACUGCUCAAGUAGCUGAAGACGCCGUCGUUGAUGCAGUUCGAUCUGCUAAAUUCAAUAGUUAUUCGUCAAGUCUUGGUAUUCUUGAUGCGAGAAGGGCGAUUGCAGAGUAUCUCUCUGAUGACCAUCCAUAUGAUAUAUCACCAAAGGAUGUUUUUGUCACUGUUGGUGCAAGGCAAGCAAUUGAUGUCUUAAUAACAGUUCUUGCCCGUCCUGGAGCUAACAUAUUGCUCCCCCGACCAGGAUAUCCAUUGUAUGAAGCACGGGCAGUGUUUAGCCAUCUUGAAAUACGCCACUUUGAUCUUCUUCCAGAGAAGGCAUGGGAGGUUGACCUUAAUGGCUUAGAAGCCCUGGCAGAUGAUAAAACAGUUGCCAUGGUUCUUAUAAACCCUGGGAAUCCAUGUGGAAAUGUGUACACACACGAACAUUUACAGAAGAUUGCAGAGACAGCAAAAAAGCUAGGAUUUCUGAUAAUUUCAGAUGAAGCUUAUGGCUAUCUAGCUUUUGGGAGUAAUCCCUUUGUGCCAAUGGCAAGGUUUGGAUCAAUUGUACCUGUCUUCACAAUUGGCUCUUUAUCCAAGAGAUGGAUGGUUCCUGGCUGGCGACUUGGUUGGAUUCUGAUGAGUGAUCCCAAUGGUAUCCUCCAAAAACAUAAGAUUACUGAGUGCGUUAAGAGCUAUAUUGAUAUCUCCUCUGAUCCUUCAACUAUUACUCAGGGUGCUCUUCCUCAAAUUCUUAAGAGAACAACUAAAAGUUUCCAUUCAAAGACUUUAAAUUUGCUGAGAGAAGCUGCAGACACGUGUCAUGCUAUACUAAAGGAGAUCCCUUGCAUCACUUACCCAAGCAGACCACAAGGUUCCAUGUUCUUAAUGGUGAAAUUGAAUCUACCAUUACUGAAAGACAUAAAUGAUGACAUUGAGUUUUGCAUUAAGCUUGCAAGGGAGGAAUCGGUGAUCGUGCUUCCAGGGGCUGCCGUGGGAUUGAAAAAUUGGCUGAGGAUAACUUUUGCGGUCGAGCUUUCAUAUCUAGAAGAUGGCCUUGAAAGGAUUAAAGCCUUCACCCUUAGGCAUACGAAAACUGAAUAG
Molecule: messenger RNA, 1257 nt
Organism: Fraxinus pennsylvanica
Lineage: Eukaryota; Viridiplantae; Streptophyta; Magnoliopsida; Lamiales; Oleaceae
Source: the annotation of a GenBank genome assembly